AAGACUCUUUUAAAAUCCUACCACCCAUUCAUUUCAAGCUUUUAACUUUUAUCCCAUUCAUGUCAAAUGCAUUACGAUUUCUUAAAAACCUCAGCUUUCCAUCCCUCUGCAGAUCUCCGCAUUCCGCCAUUUCCAAACCCAUAACCUCCAUGGAAGUAGAAGUCAAGCUCCGUUUACCAAACGCCGUUUCUCACCAACGCGUCUCCUCAAUUCUUUCACCUUACCACCUCAAAACCCACGCCCAAGAAAACAUCUUCUUCGACGGAGCCAAUUCCGAACUCUCCUCCAAACUCGCCGUCCUCCGCCUCCGCUUCUACGAUCUCGACGCCCAAUGCAUUGUUUCCCUCAAGGCUAAACCCGUCAUUUCAAACGGCGUAAGUCGUAUUGAAGAAGAUGAAGAACCUAUUGACCCUUCCAUUGGCCGCGCGUGUGUUUCGGACCCCUGGCGGCUUUUAUUGAUUGAUUCUUCGAGGGUGAUUCAAAGGGUGAGAGAUGAGUAUGGAAUUGGGGAAAAGGGUUUGGUUUGUUUGGGUGGGUUUAGGAAUGUGAGAGCGGUGUAUGAGUGGAAAGGAUUGAAAUUGGAGCUGGAUGAAACGCAUUAUGAAUUUGGAAUGAAUUAUGAGAUUGAAUGUGAGAGUUCGGAUCCGGAAAAAGCCAAGGAUUUGAUAGAGGAGCUUUUGAAGAGUCAUGGUAUUGAGUAUUCCUACUCUACUGUUUCUAAAUUUGCCAUUUUUCGCUCUGGAAAAUUGCCUCAGCGAUUUGUGCGGGCAUACCAUGCUAGAUAUAAUCAAAAAACGGCAGGCGAUUUGUGGAGGACAAGAUGUGAGAAACGAGACUUGGAUGGUCCAGACAUGUGAAGAGGAGAUGCACAGAUACACCGAUGGGGAGGUGUGAGAGGUUAGUUCUGGAGGGCCUAAGGAGAGGUAAAGGUAGGCCGAAGAAGUAUUGGGGAGAGUUGAUCAGGCAAGAUAUAGCGUUGCUCCAGCUCACGGAGGAUAUGACCAUGUGGAAGUUGAGAAUAAAGAUAAAAGAUUAGGAUAGGUCGCCUAGUGUUGUCCUUGUCUGUAAUAGUAGCUUUAGUACAUGAAUUAGCGUUAUUUAUGUAUUUUCGUAUUCCUUGACUUCUGUGAUUACUUGUCGUUGCUUUCGUUCCGACCUUCUGAUUACAA
This is a messenger RNA of Nicotiana tabacum (common tobacco), 1169 nucleotides long. Its product is annotated as triphosphate tunnel metalloenzyme 3. Lineage: Eukaryota; Viridiplantae; Streptophyta; Magnoliopsida; Solanales; Solanaceae. The record is from RefSeq and is a predicted model, not a curated record.